UAAUGCAACAAGAUGGCGGCUUGUGUAAGUCAUGAAGAAAUUCGAAAACUUAAAAAGAAGUUACGACAAAUAGAAUGUUUAGAGAGAUUAGAAAGAGAUUUAACGCAAGAGGAAAGAGAAAAGGUCUCCAAGAAAACUGAAGUUGCUAAGCUCUUAAGCGAGAAAAUUCGCGAAAGUCAAGAAGGAAAUCCCUACGGUAUGGCAUUGAAAAUUUCAGAAGCUGAGAAAGUUCCCGAUUGUGGUCAAGUCAAUGAGAAAACUCCCGCCAAAAAAGAAGUCAAUCGUCAAAAUUUAUCAAAUGUUUUGCAAACAAAACCAGAAGGACUAGGAUGUGAAACAACAACUCCAGAAAUGAAUGAGAAACAUGAGAAAGCAAAACAAGUAGGUAAAACUGAACAAGAUUCGUCCAUUGGCAAAUUUUAUCAGAAAGCUAAAUCGCAAGGUGAAAACCCUGUCAACAAAGUAAAAGAAGUAAAUGAGAAAACUGAAACAAAUAAAAAGAAGCUAAAAAAUGAAUGGAAAGAUAGGAAAUUUACAGUGAGAUGUUUGGAAGGUCAUCAUGGACCUAUAACAUCCAUUGAUUUGGAUGGCUCAACUCUUGUAUCAGCAAGUUGUGACUCGACAAUAAAAGUUUGGGAUGCAGAUUCUGGAGAAGAAGUUUCUACCUUGCGUGGUCACACUGGUGCGGUAUCAUCUGUUGUUUUGCUAUACAAGUAUUUGUAAAUUUCUUCUUCUCGUGGCCAAGAGAGCAAUACAGAAUACAUUGGUGUCUCUGGCUCUCAAGAUUGUUCAAUAAGAUAUUGGUCGGUCGUUAAUGGAAAAUCCGUACGUUCUGUAUACGCUUAUUCACCAAUUUCAUGUUUGGAUCAAAGGAAAGAGUUGCUGUGUUCUGGGUCAGAGGGUGGUAAAGUUGAGAUAUGGGAUUUAGCGACUGGUAGCAACAUCGCCUCGACUACAUACACAGACGAUGAUGGUAGUGUAACGCGUAUUAAGUUCCAAGGAGAUAGUGUAGUUGUAAGUGGCUCAUCGACUGGUCAAAUCAAAGUAUGGGAUGUACGACAAACCUCACUCUUUCCUGUAACAUUUGCACGUGAUCCAAACAUGACAUUCGUCAAACGAGAUCGUGUCCGUUGUCUUGCCACAACUGAUGCUAAUAUCUACUGGGGAGAUAAUAAUAUAAAAGUUCUAGAUUUGAAAGCAGGCAAAGUUCGUAAACUAAAGAAUCGCCUGUCAAUUUAUGGUGUAACAACAGAGCUGUUAGUUCAUGAUUCACUACUGUUUAGUGCUGGGCUCGAUGGUGCAACAGCUCGAACACAUAUCAACGUAAGAACAUUAGCCAACGAAGAAUACCUGGGAACAAUAGGUGAUGAGAUGACAACCAGAAUUGCAGGUUUACGAUGUGUUGAUACGCACAAUGAAGACUCAUUGCGUCAUCGCAUUUGCACCGGUGGAGAUAAACUAAUGAUUUAUGACCACGUGAAUGGAAAUAAACUUCGAAAGACAACAAGAUAUGUGCAAGACCCAUCCUUCAUCACAUCACAACAAAUCAAUGGAUAUGCAAAUUCUGAAGAUAUAAUAGACACAGACUCCGCAGAGGAUUCCAACGAUGAAAGCAUAUAUUCUUCCUCCGAUGAAGAUAAUGACCAACAAACAAAGGCAACGUUGACUAAAGAAUCCUGGUGUACAAUGUCAUGAUAUAAAUUAACCAUCGUUUAUUUUUCAAAUAAAUUAAUUUUAAAUCA
Molecule: messenger RNA, 1742 nt
Organism: Xenia sp. Carnegie-2017
Lineage: Eukaryota; Metazoa; Cnidaria; Anthozoa; Malacalcyonacea; Xeniidae
Product: mitochondrial division protein 1-like
Exons: 10
Biological process (GO): protein polyubiquitination
Cellular component (GO): SCF ubiquitin ligase complex
Molecular function (GO): protein binding; ubiquitin-like ligase-substrate adaptor activity
Source: RefSeq, a predicted model, not a curated record